AUGAGAAUACACUGUCUGUUCUCAAAGUGGACGUAUCACUGGUCUAACGGAGACCAGGCCAAGGACCAGAUUUCUGACUUCAGGAGGGUUACGACACAAACAGAUGAAGCAGAAAAAAAGCCUAAAAUCAAAUUUAAAAUCGUUCCUCCACCUCCAAAACCCAAAGCUGAGCCUCCUCCUCCUCCACCUCCCACCAGGAGGUCCUCCUCCCCCAAACCUCACAUGCAGAAGCGUAAGGUGGAAGUAGACGUUUUUCGGUUGUGCUGGAGGGAGUCCUGGAAGAGCCUGAAGCCUCCAAAGUACCUUUACCUGAAGGCCAAAGAGGCUAAAGAAAGGAGGGCAUUGCUGAUGGCCAUCGAGUUUCCCAAAAACAAGAAAUACAAAUCAAAGGCGUUUGGAUCGGAAGCCGAAUGGAUGAGUCUGAGUUAUAAAUGGAGUCAUUCCUGGAAGCAGGUGAAAAGUCCAUCUCAGUCAGAGCAUUCAGAGAACACAGACUUCCUGUGGGACACUCUGUUUGAAAAGACGAUGGGCAGCAAGGUGGAAAUAGGAGAAUAUCGACUUCCGGUUUGGGCUGGAACCUGGAAGAUCAUGAACUUUCCCUUCAGGCAGCAGAAGAAGAACUGGGACUGUGGUUGGGAAAACUACCAGCAGGAUCCAAGCAGCAGGACGGACAAACUCUGCCUGAUUGAGCAACAGAUCGAUCAGGAGGAGCCUGAAGGCUGGGAGGACUCAUGGAAACUCUCUGGAGCAGAGUUUGAUGCAGAAGAUGCAGAGGAGGAGAGCUUUUGCAUCAGUAAAGGCACAUUGGCAGUGAGCAUGAAUGAGUGGCUGAUGCCAGGAUGGAGCAGAUGCUGCCUGCUGGCUGCAGCUCCUCCUGAAGACUUCGAGGAACGAAAGAAAAGCUGGAGUUCCAGUUGGGGAUUCCAGCAGCAGAUCAGAUGGUGCAGCGGUUCCAUCUCCUCUCAUCACAAACACAGCAGCAAUCUGAGCAGGAGAAGGAGAACCAUAACCUCCCUCCUCACAGACAGCCUCUCUGAGGAGAGCACUGACCUCAGCGAGUGGACGGAGGCCUGGAAGGCUCCAAAAGCACAGAGUAAACUAGAAGCUGAUGAUGAGCUGGAUGAAGAGGAAACAGAGAGUGAAACUGAGGAAAAUGAGGAAGAUGAAGCAGAUGACAGCCAGGAUGAGGAAGAAGAAGAUGAAGAGGAUGAAGGAAUGGAGGAAGAGAAAGAUGAAGAGGAGGAGGAACAAUUUAACAGAGAUGAGGAGAAGAAGGAGGAGAAUGAUGAUGAUGAUGAUGAUUGCCAGGAGUUAGAUGAGGAAGAGGUGCAAGACCAAAAACUGAAAAGAGAAGAAGAGGAGGAGGACAAAAACAGAAAACAAAUGUUUGAGGAAGAUGGUGAAGAGGAAGAUGACCAGAUUCACAGUCUGGAAGAUGAAGAUCAGGAGAAGAAAGACAACGAUGAAGAGGAAGAAGAUAAGAUGGAAGAAAACAAAGACCCAAAGGAGAAAAAUGAUGAAGAGGAGGAGGAUGAAGAUGCAGCCAUUCACAGGAAGGAGAAGGAAACAGAGAGCCGGACGAGGAGUUCAGAGGAGGAAGGCAAGGAGGAGGAGGAAAGCUGUAAAGAAGAGGAGGAUGAAGAAGUAGACCAAGAGGAAGAGGAUGACAAAGAUGAAGAGGUUGAAGAAAUAAACAAAGAAAAGGAGGAGAAGGAGGAGGAAAAGCAGGAGGAGGAGGAGGAGGAGGAGGAGGAGGAGGAAGAGCAGCAGGAGUUCCACAAACUGAACGCCUCCUUCUCGUCCUGGAGGCGCUCAUGGAUGCUGGCUGUCCCUCACAGAGGAGGAGACGAAGGAGCUGAGGAGGCAGACCAGGAGGAAGAUGAGGGAGAGGAGUGGCGGGCCUGGAAGGAGUCCUGGAGAAUCUGUCGAUGGAAGAAACCGGAUGAAGAUGAGGUUUGUUUCCUGGUUGGCUUCCUGGUCUGCUUCCAGGUUUGUUUCCUGGUUUGCUUCCUGGUCUGCUUCCUGGUUUGCUUCCUGGUCUGCUUCCUGGUUUGCUUCCUGGUUUGCUUCCUGGUCUGCUUCCUGGUCUGCCUCCUGGUCUACAGCAUCAGCUUGCUGGGAGGAGUUGCAUAA
This is a messenger RNA of Cyprinodon variegatus (sheepshead minnow), 2133 nucleotides long. RefSeq names its product golgin subfamily A member 6-like protein 22. The record is from RefSeq and is a predicted model, not a curated record. The transcript is spliced from 8 exons. Lineage: Eukaryota; Metazoa; Chordata; Actinopteri; Cyprinodontiformes; Cyprinodontidae. The coding region runs from base 1 to 2133 and encodes 710 amino acids.